This is a messenger RNA of Brassica napus (rape), 709 nucleotides long. Its product is annotated as DNA mismatch repair protein MSH4-like. Gene Ontology annotation, molecular function: mismatched DNA binding; ATP binding. The record is from RefSeq and is a predicted model, not a curated record. The transcript is spliced from 4 exons. Gene Ontology annotation, biological process: mismatch repair. NCBI's taxonomy places the organism in Eukaryota, Viridiplantae, Streptophyta, Magnoliopsida, Brassicales, Brassicaceae. The coding region runs from base 180 to 599 and encodes 139 amino acids.
AACCCUUUUUCCCUCACUUUUGUUUGGGUGUAAUAAUCUAAACCAGUUUUCGAAUAAAAACCGGGGUGGUUAAGUCCAAACCGAUUUGAUUGAAAUUCACAGUGGCGCGCUUUAGCCUUCGUAAUCGGAAACUCUAGUACCAGUCGCUCGAUUUUCAAAUUAGCAUCAGUGGAGCGGAAAUGGAAGACGACGGUGGAGAGAGAUCGAGCUUCGUCGCUGGACUAAUCGAGAACAGAGCCAAAGAGGUUGGAAUGGCUGCGUUUGAUUUAAGAUCCGCUUCACUGCAUCUAUCUCAGUAUAUAGAGACGAGCAGCUCGUAUCAAAACACGAAGACGCUGCUGCGUUUCUAUGAUCCUUGUGUGAUUAUUGUUCCUCCCAACAAACUUGCCGCCGAUGGCAUGGUUGGGGUUUCAGAAUUGGUGGAUAGAUGUUACAGCACCGUCAGGAAGGUUGUGUUUGCUCGUGGCUGUUUCGAUGACACCAAGGGUGCCGUGCUAAUACAAAACUUGGCUGCAGAGGAACCUUUGGCUCUUGGUUUAGACACUUACUAUAAGCAGCAUUAUCUAUCACUAGAACUUGACCCGCACGCCCGUGUAUAAAAUAUUAUUUAAAUGUUUAUUAGUUAAUAUUUUAAUAUUUAUCAUAUUUUAAAAUUUUUGUAAACAUCAUAGUGAAAUAGUUUACAUGUUGGAAAGAAAUAUUGAUUCAU